AUGGCAGCCCGUAUCCCCCAGAUGUACGAGGUUCGGCGCGCGCACGCCCCAUCUCAUCCCGCCCCGCCCUCUCCUCCCUCUCCUCACUCUCCUCACUCGCCCAACACGAACCCCUUCGCAACCCCUAACGCUUCCGUCACGAACCUCGCCGCACCCGCCGCAAACGCCGACCGCAACUCGACAAACCUAAGCUCCAUCGGCGGCCUACUCAUGAGCGCCGGUGACUGGGAGAGUGACGAGCCAAAGCCCCGCAACCGUGCGCGCAGCAGUACAAUCGUCCAAUCCCAACCGCCAGAGUAUAGUAGCAUGACCCUUCAUGCGCGCGUCCAGAGUUUCGACGGGGACCAGAUGGAAGACAACCACCGCUCCUUCUUCUCGGAUGUGAGUGAUAUCGCCCCGACUCGCGUCGGGGCUAAUCCGCCUCGCGUGACUCCCGGCCCUCCACCUCGUGGUGACUCGCUCCCAAAGCCAAACGGAGUCAACUUUCCAAUGCCAGCGUCCAGUACGGGCGCAAAUCAGGCGCCCUUCCCCCAGCAGCAGCAGUCAUACCCCACCCAGCCGACCAGUAUCCUGCAGCCCAGGCCCCAACACCCGGCCCAACGCCCCGCCGUCCAGGUCGCCCUCCCCGUUUUCGCCGGUGCUGCCCCCGUUUCGCCAAUGCUUGCCGCGCCCCCCCGCGCCCACUUUUCGCCAAUGGCGCCGUCGCUCAGCCCGUCCAACGAUAAUGCCAGUAUUCGCGGACACGACUAUCUUCGCGAAAAGAACGCCACGUUCCGCGAGGGAGAGGAGGAGGUGUUUACGCCGUUCUCGCCGCGCGCCCGUCAGGCUGGACCACGUACCCGUGUGGCAGGGCGCAAGAGCAUAUACUCGACCGUCGACUUCUGGAAGCGCCUCAGUACCGUCGCCAAGAGCCACGAUAAGGAGAGCAGCUUCCUCGCUGAGAGGCGCCGCACCAUCUGGCGUAACCCCAUGUUUGUCGUUCCCCUCAUUCUCACUCUGAUUGCCGUGGCGGCUAUUAUUGUCUAUGUCGUCGUCAAGGUCAGCAGCCUCAAGAGCGUCUAG
Molecule: messenger RNA, 1062 nt
Organism: Cutaneotrichosporon cavernicola
Lineage: Eukaryota; Fungi; Basidiomycota; Tremellomycetes; Trichosporonales; Trichosporonaceae
Exons: 2
Coding region: 1-1062 (353 amino acids)
Source: RefSeq, a predicted model, not a curated record